AUGGCUCUGGGUAACGAGAAGAAGCUGUUGCAGCAACUGUGUUGGGAGAUCGGCUUCAAGCCAGACAGGAUUGCCCAAUACGUCUCAGGCGAACAGCGCGAGAUGCUGUUGAAUUUCCCAGAGAUGGAGUACUAUCGAGACAUUGUCUUUAUGUUUAAGUUCAUGAUGACCCCCACAUCGAGUGCUCUGCCGCCCAUUCGACCGUACAACCAGAACCACGCAGAUCUCACAUGGCGCUGGAAGGGUGAUAAAGAACCCGUGUGGGAGGUUAAGGCGUUUGAGCAGGUUCUGCUAUGUACACCCCCUACCACGGACAAAGAGAAGGAUAAGAAAGGUCUAUGGGCACGUCUGAUGAAGAGCAUGUCCAAAGAUCUGCGGGCAGGCCCGAGUGGUGCCGAUCCUACCAGUCUACUCAACGCCACGGUGGAGGGAGAGGAGGAUGUGCUGCAUGUCAAGGUAUAG
Messenger RNA from Sphaeroforma arctica JP610, 462 nucleotides. RefSeq lists its product as hypothetical. NCBI's taxonomy places the organism in Eukaryota, Ichthyosporea, Ichthyophonida. The record is from RefSeq and is a predicted model, not a curated record. Bases 1 to 462 code for a protein of 153 amino acids. The transcript is spliced from 3 exons.